GGAAGCACCAAGAUGGAGUUCUUCAUAGGGAGCCCGUUCAGUACUCCUGUAGGACAAUGUAUAGGGGCAAAAUCAUCAACUAUACGAAACUCCACACCGUUAAGUUAACUUCCCCCGCUUCCUAGCAUCUUGAAGAAUUACUUCUUUAGUAGCAAAAUAAUGUAGACGCAGAAUCACCACUCGAGGUUUCGUCUUAACCAAUGGAUUAUUGCGAGGGAUUGGGUGCACCCUGUCUAUUAAUGGAAAAGUUUCAAGUAUCUCACUAAAAAAACGAGCUACGGAUGGAUCCUUGCAGACAGAGGACUGGACUCUAAAUAUGGAAAUCUGUGACAUUAUUAACGAGACUGAAGAAGGGCCUAAAGAUGCAAUCAAGGCUCUGAAGAAAAGACUGAGUGGAAAUAAAAACUACCGUGAAGUGAUGCUUGCUUUAACGAUUUUGGAGACUUGUGUUAAGAACUGUGGUCAUCGUUUUCAUGUCCUGGUAGCUAAUCGUGACUUCAUCGAUGGCAUUCUGGUCAAAAUUGUCUUACCCAAGAAUAACCCACCGGCUAUUGUACAGGAUAAAGUGCUUGGACUGAUACAGGCAUGGGCCGAUGCUUUCAGAAGCAGUCCAGAUCUGACUGGUGUAGUUCAUAUUUAUGAAGAACUAAAGAGAAAAGGAAUGGAGUUUCCAAUGGCAGACCUAGAUGCACUGUCUCCAAUACACACACCAGGAAGAUGUGUUCCUGAGGUUGAUCCUGCAAUGAACAAACCAGUACCUCAAUCCUUGCAGAAAACCAGUUCCACAAAAAAAUUUCUAUUGGCACCAAACACCCUGACUGGCUAUUCAGUUCCUCAAAGCCUUUCAUCUAGACCUAUCACUGCAAAUGUUGAGCAGCUUGCCAGGUUACGCAGCGAGUUGGAUGUCGUCCGUGGAAAUACAAAAGUAAUGUCUGAGAUGUUGACUGAAACAGUUCCUGGGGAGGAAAAUCAAUCGGACUUGGAGUUGCUUCAGGAACUAAAUCGUACCUGCCGAGCAAUGCAACAAAGAAUCGUUGAACUUCUGUCCAAUGUAACCAAUGAAGAGAUCACCAAGGAACUUUUGCACGUCAAUGAUGAUCUUAAUAAUGUUUUUCUUCGAUAUGAAAGAUUUGAGCGAUGUAGAACGGGAUGUGUAAGUCCAAACACAGAAGAUAGUGUCUUGAAUGAGGUUACAGAUACAGAUAAUCUAAUAGACUUGGGUCCAGGGUCCCCUGCAGUUGUCAGCCCAAUGGUUGGAAACAUGGCUGCACCUAGUCUGUCUUCACAGCUUGCUGGUCUAGAUCUGGGUACAGAUAGUGUUAGUGGAACCCUGAGUUCUUUGCCCAGUUGCCAUCUGGACACUCAUGACUCUGCUAACUUUGAUAUGUUUCCACAAACCAGAAGCUGUUCCCUGGCCAAUCAGCAUCAAAAGGUAAUGUACACAGACUCACAGUCAGCUGGAGGAUUGGCAACUACUCUUGAGGAUCAAGAAAGCAAUACAGCACAGCUGAACAUUAGAGUUGACAAUCCAGGCAUCGAGCCUAUAGACAAGUGGCUCAUGACACAAGGACUGAUUCCUGUUGCACAGUCUCUCAUGGACGACGUUGAGGAAUGGCUCAGCACUGAUGUGACGGGUGAUGAGGCAGAAGAAGGGGUUACAAGUGAAGAAUUUGACAAGUUUUUGGAAGAAAGAGCAAAAGCAGCAGAGAGAGUCCCAAGUCUGCCAUCCUCUACCUCCAGCAACAACUCUCCUCCACUGCCAGGUGCAAAUAUGAAGAAACAGGACCGAUCUAAGGAUGCCCUCUUUGCUUUGUAAAUAACUGUGCUUUAGUGUGUGUGUUCACAUGCGUGAGGUUCAUCUGUUACUGGGCAAGGUGCUGUGUUUAUGGUGAUGCACUGAAUGAUUUUGUGCAUUCCCUUUAAUGCUCUUGUCUCCUCAAACUGCCUUAGUUGCUGUGGACUUUGGCUAAAAACUGGCAAACAUCUUUUUCAAACCACUAUCUUUUUAAAAUGCUGCCACUGAAUUAAAUAUUAUUCACACAUACCAUUAGACUUUAAAAUAUAUCAUAUGUACCAAACAGUUCGUGACUCCAAAGGGCCUGUUUUUUGAUUAAUCUGCAACUCACUGAUGGAAAAAAUUGCAUCAUUGGAUGGCAGUUACCUAUUCUUAAAACAAUAACAUUUUAUUAAGUAUGUCCUGGGAAAAUAAACUUUAAUCUCAAAGUAAACUGUUUCCUCUAACUGGAUUUCAAUACUGAAGACUCAGAGCACCUUGUACUAUUUAACAGAUAUCACAGAGGUUAUUAAUGUUAUAAAGGACAUUUGAAAAAUUCAGGUUUGUUCUAAGCUAUACCUUAGCGUGUUUUAACUAAUUGUAUAACAGUAUGACACUAAAGGCAGUGUAUCAUGGCUGGAACUGCACUUGGAAAUAAUCCAUUAAAUACAGGAUGCAUUUUAAUGUUGUUAAAAAAGCUGAUCAUUGUUCAACUAGCCACUUUUGUGGUUUAUAUCACACAGUGGUAAAUGAUAAUUUCUGGUUCAUGUGUGCAGAAAGAUCUUUUUUCUUUAAACCCUGGAGUCCAGGUUUGUGGCUGGUGCCAUUGGUUUUAAUUCGAAAAUGUUUAUGCCACCUAGAGGUAGACAAUAGUGUUGAAAUGACUUGCUAGCACCUGGACAGUUUAUUGAAGGGGAUAAAUAUUUUCACAGGAAGUUGGCAUUGCAUUCUAUUUCCUGUGAAAUCAGGUCUGUAUAAAUAUUAAUGCUUGCUUCAGGUUGACUGUUAGAAGAUGUUUAUUUCGGUCUGUAAAAUUUAUAUUUUAAAUUUUAAAAGCAUAUUUAAAGAUGAGGGAGCUGCUUGUUUUUGUAUAUCCCUAUGUGAGUGCAUCAUUAUGGUGCUUCUGAUUUGCUUUCACUGUUCACUACAAAGUGCCCUCUUUUGUUUUGCUUCCUUUCAGACAUUUAGUGUCUGUGUGUUUACUUGUAUUCAUCACUUUGGUACCAGAGUCAAACCUAUACACAUUGUUACAGCUUAAAGAUUUGGCUACUUGAAUUUGUGCCUUGAAUGAGUUAACCAUAUGGUAAAAUCUUCAUUAUAGAAAGGAGAACAUGCGAUGUAAAAGUAGUAAAAUAAAGAAUUAUGGAGAAUAAGGAAUAAGGAAGUUUAAAUAAGUAAGUUUGCUUUCAAAUGUGCCCACAAUACAUUUAGGUUUUUACAUUCUUUCAAGUUGUAUUUUGCCUUUCUGAUCCACUUUUGUCAUCUUGCCUAGAACUGAGUAUCAAAAAGGAAUUUGAGUAAAAAUUAACAAUUGGUAUGAAAUUUUUCCUCAAGACUGAUUGAACAUGUUAGAAAAUACCUAGCAUUUAGUUUUUUCUUUCCCAAACUUGGGGUUUGUUUCUACAGAAAUAUUUUUGAACUGAAUAUCAACAAAUUUAAAUAUUGGUCAUUAUUAGUGGCAGCAUACUGAGCACAUUAAGAAAGGUAUUCAUGAGGUAAUUUAAUACUGGAAUGUUAGUUUUCUGGCUUCUCCCUUCCAAUAGUAAAUUGGUAUCAGUGAACUCCAUCUUGAAAGACAAACAGUUGCCCAUACCUUAGAUCAUUUCAAUCCUUAGCUCCAGAAUCCUCUUCCCUAAGUUGUCCAUCUCCGCUUCCCCCAUAAGAGCCUCCUUAAAAUUAAUCAUGCUAUUACAUUAUUUCCUUUGAUUAAGCAUCAUGUUUUAUCUUUAGCUUUCCAUGUUACAGAUGCUAUAUAAAUGCAAAAUAGUGUGUAACACUGCCUCUAGCACUAAAUUCAUUCUCAGCUAAAUCAGGAGUAUUUUACUCAAUAUAGACGUGAAUAGAUUUGUAAAUUUUCUCAGUUCUAACCCAUGCCCCUAUUCUUUCUUUUACAGCUUUUCCUUUUCUGUAAGAGAAUAUAGUUUGUAUCAUUAAGUAAUUCACUGCUGCAGUUACUGCCAGAGAUACAAAGGUUUGGGUUCGGUAGUGGUGAGGUGAGGGGUUUCCACAGAUCAAUGAGAGAGACACAUUGGCAUAUCGUUGGGGAGGUGUGGUGACUAAUGCAUAGACAUAGAAAGCAGUUGAUUCCUUGUUUGCAGUUCUCAUGUUUGUUCAUUGUAAGGUCUACAUGGCCGUUAUUUGAAAGAUGAGUAUUUCAUGAUCAUAAUCACUAUUGAUAUCACUCUGCGUUCACUAUAUUUUGAACAUUUUUGUGUACAACUGGGUUUGUCAAAUGCUUCAACAAAAUGAGAAGCAUCAAAGAACCUUAAACGCCCUGGUCUUUUUUAAAAAAAAACAAAAUAACUUUUCUAUGGAGUGCUGUGAUGAAAACAAGUCUCUUCUUUAGAGCUUCACCAAAGUGUUAUCUAGCAAAAACUGACUGACUUGUUAUUAAAAAGAUUGUUAUAAGUUUGGUCAACAAUUUGAAUUUUAAAGAUAACUUAGAAAAAUAGAGAGGUGUAAAGGUUUGGGAGAGGACUGACAAUUUCUCCAACCUUUACAGCUGAAGAAUGUUAGGAUAAACAAGAGGCUGGAACUUGGGGAUCUGAAUAUUUUGUUAUACAGAAGAAGGACAAAACCAUGAGGAGAUUGCAGGGACUGGAAGGCCAAAUUAAUAUUUUCUUUAAAAUUGAAAGCAACAUACAUUAAAUGGUGGAGUAACUCAGUAGGUCAGGCAGCAUCUAAACAAUCAACAUUUUGGGCCAAAAUCCUUCAUCAGGACUGGAAGGGAAGAGAGAAGCCAUCAGCCAGAUUAUUCAAUUGUAUAGUAAUCAAAAGUUAAUUGCUCCAGUUUCAAAACAUGGGAACUCCAAAAUAAAAAUAAAACAAAUGCUCAGAACACUCAGCAGAUCAAGCAAGAGCUUUGGAGAGAGAAACCUAGCUUCACAAGAUCAUCUCCUUGAAACAUUUUUGUUCUUGCCUUAAAUUUCUAUUGUUUCUGCUGGUGUUUCCAGGUUCCAUUUUCUGGACCACUUUAAAUUGGGCUUUAUUGUUUUGUUAUAUGACUUAAGUAUUUUGGCAUUGCAAGAAUAUUCUGAGCAGCAAAAAACACAAAAUUUAAAAAGUCAGUGUUUUCCCUUUUGUGUCUACACUCAAAUAAACGACCAAUUCUUAGAUUUGAGUGAAUAGAUUUACCUGCAUGAUAGGCACCUUUGGGGGGUGGGGGGGGGGGGUCUCUAACUCUGUUGGUUCUUGCUGUAUAUGUCAGCCCACUUUGCUGAGAUGUAUGUUCACGCAACAGAGGAGUGCAGGCACGGUGCAAAUUGAACCUACUCUACUUGCAGCUGCAGUGUCUUUUGAAAGUCACGGAUUCAAGCUCUUCUCUUGGCACAAGAUCCUGCUUUAUGCUUGAACCCUGAAAUUUCCCUCUUAGUUGCUGUGUAUAAUUGUGUUGGAGACCAAGGAAUCAGACUGCUAAAGUGCACGACUUCAUGCACAUACUGUAUGUAAAAAAAAAUCUGACUUCUAUGAAACUGGCAUGGUUUGACUCCUCAAUUUGUUUUAAGUAAGUUUCAUUGUAAAAAGCUAUUUUAGUCCUUUUAAACUUAUUUAUUUUGCAGUAAGUGGACUUAGUAAAGUAUGUGAUUAUUUUUAUUUAGCAUCGUUAUGAUGUGAAAGAAUGACAGAAUUUGCAAGUUUAAAGAUCUCUUUCUAAUUGAAGAUAUAUAGAUGACAGGGAAUGCUCUUUUUAAGUAGGGUCUGGCUAUAUGUUGCUUUUUUGUGUGCUGUUUAAUUUAUGAGGGUCAUGGGUGAUAUAAAUUGGGUAAAAGGGAGUCAAGGUAAAUAAAAUACCAUAAGUAACCUCGAUGGUGUAAGUAUCUAUUAAACAAGUCAUUUGAACUGUGCAGAUUCUUGACUUGCAUCUUUCAUUAGAGAUGAAUUCUUGUGAAAUUAGACCUGUUUCCUGUUCUUUUCCAUGUCCAACUGCCUUUCAUUUGAAGCCAACAAGAUUCAUUAAGCUAGUUUGGCCUACAAUUGCCAUGCCCCCUAGUUUGGCCUACAAUUGCCAUGCCUCCUAGUUUGGCCUACAAUUGCCAUGCCCCCUAGUUUGGCCUCCAAUUGCCAUGCCCCCUAGUUUGGCCUACAAUUG
This is a messenger RNA of Hypanus sabinus (Atlantic stingray), 6083 nucleotides long. RefSeq names its product target of myb1 like 2 membrane trafficking protein (gene tom1l2b). Gene Ontology annotation, biological process: signal transduction. The record is from RefSeq and is a predicted model, not a curated record. Gene Ontology annotation, cellular component: endosome; membrane. The transcript has 17 exons. Lineage: Eukaryota; Metazoa; Chordata; Chondrichthyes; Myliobatiformes; Dasyatidae. Bases 317 to 1816 code for a protein of 499 amino acids. Gene Ontology annotation, molecular function: ubiquitin binding; clathrin binding; phosphatidylinositol binding.